AUGUACUUGAACAACAUUCAAACGAAUGUGCACAAGCACUUUUCAAGUUACUCGACCAAGUUUGGCUGCGACAUGAGAAAGUGGCGUCCGAGUCUUGGUACCGAAGCUAAGCUCUCUUCCUUCACGACUGUUACGGCCAAUGCAAAUCUCUACGUCCACCAGUCUUGCACGAAAGUCUCGAGACUCAGGAUCAAAGUCAAAUGCACUUGUCAUCUUUUCAUCGGGAAUAGGACCGACACCGGGUUCCAAUUUACAUUAACCAUAAAAUAUCCGGGCUUACGACAAAAUAACGACACGCAGUGUUCCAGAAAUCGAACAGGGUAUAAACAUAUCUGCAGACGUAGAGCAACUAUAUUUGAUCCACAAAAGCUGGAACAUGUUUUCUGCCAGUUAAAUGGGACUUACGAUGAUAUAUCGUUCAGUUAUUCGACAUCGAGAAGUUUGCCGUUAGAAAGUUUACCGUUAGAAUUUGAAGAGGUCAGGAACGUAUCGGUGAGAGAGAUAAGGACCUGCGUCAACAACGCGACAACUUUCAAAAUUUCAGCCAGCGGCUUCCCGAGUCCAAAAUUUAAAGAUUUUGGUUGCACGUACGUAAACAAAAGCACCGUCAUUGGUGUUCGAAGCCAAAAAUUUUUCACCGUCGAGAAUGACGAGAUAACAUUUAAACUGCCUGGCAGUUACACGUGCUCCUGUUAUGUUUCCAAUAAACAUUCAGCCCUAAAUUCGAGCUACGUGAAUUGGGGGGAUGUCAUUCUGGUUGAGAACUGUGGACCGACAAACAUCAAAGUCGACAAUGCAGAUAGAUCAGCGAAUGAAAUUUCAGUAGUAUUGCCAUCUUUAACGCUCGUUGCAGUUUGGAUUGCAGUCAUUUCUGCGGCUGUUUUGUACGCGAGAGAGAGAAAAAAAAAGGAGAAGUCUAUCAGUGAGCUUAACUGUCAGAAAUAA
Helobdella robusta is the source of this 945-nucleotide messenger RNA. RefSeq lists its product as hypothetical. The transcript is spliced from 5 exons. NCBI's taxonomy places the organism in Eukaryota, Metazoa, Annelida, Clitellata, Rhynchobdellida, Glossiphoniidae. The record is from RefSeq and is a predicted model, not a curated record. Bases 1 to 945 code for a protein of 314 amino acids.